This is a messenger RNA of Danio rerio (zebrafish), 1466 nucleotides long. The record is from RefSeq and is a predicted model, not a curated record. NCBI's taxonomy places the organism in Eukaryota, Metazoa, Chordata, Actinopteri, Cypriniformes, Danionidae.
UAUUUUAAUAAUUUUGGGUCUAUUGUUUAAAAAGUGUAUGUUUCAUUUGCAUUUUGAAUAAAAAUAGGCUAUAUUACUUUACUUUAAACUUUAUUUAAAUUAGGAGUUCCUGGACUCCAGUUUAAAAACCUUUGUGAUAAAUUUUCACAUUUUCCUUAUUGUCACACACAAAAAACCAUUUCUGUGUCCCAGUUUUCUUCUGACUUUCUGAGGGAGAAUUUUUGGAAAUGUCUGCACCCUUUUGCUUUCAGAUUAACACAGUAAUUUGGCGUGAUGACCCACUUUCCAAAAGCAAAGCCUGUCGUAUCCAUCUCUCACAAAGUCAGUUUAUGUGAUAAAAUAUACAAAUUAUAGCUUGACUGGCUAUCAUGAUAUUGUAAAAAAGAACAACAAAAAAAAACACCACCUGAGCAAAAUAUGUCUGUUUUUCAUGCUACAGCCAUAAUAAUAUUGCCAUUAUUCUUGCUUUAAUUUAGGCUAACUAUUUGAAUUUACAUUUCCCAUAAAAUAUUUCAUCGUUUUCAUAACGACUAAACGUUUAUUUCAAUCUUAUAAUGGCAUAUUACAAUGUUUACUUUACAACAAUAAGCUCCCUAUCUGAUAAAAACAGCACCUGUUUGUUUUUGUGACUGCGCGCUUAUCUGAUUGGACAGACUCUUAAUCCUAUAAAAGUUUUGACAGGUCAAAUAAGCGUAUAAAAUACUGCGAUAAACUCAAUCGACAAAGGACGUCAGACGUGGAUGAAUAUUACAAUCAUAUUUGGCAUCAGAAUGAACAUCUGGAAAAUGAAUCCAAUGGCAGUUGUUGGUGACCCGCGCUUCUACACCAGUAUGGGCUGCGCGCGCCUCGGUGAAGGAGAUCCCGCGCAUCCCUUCGACAAUUUCACCACAAGCCAUCAAAUUAUCGAUGUGACGACAUCAGCGGAGACCGACAGAAAAAGUUUCCAGGGUCUGGAAAGUGGAUGUCACGGAAACUCGGUGUCGAGCAGCAGGACAGUCAAAGAGCCAGGCGCGCUGCGGUUGUUAAUCAAUGCGCGUGAACGAAGGCGCAUGCACGAUCUCAACGAAGCGCUGGAUGACCUGAGGGCUGUCAUUCCGUACACGUCGAACCGCAAGGUGAAGAAAUUGUCCAAGAUAGCGACACUUCUCCUGGCCAAGAACCACAUCCUGAUGCAGGCUCGAGCCUUGAAGGAGAUGCGGAGGAUAGUAGAGCAGAUGGAUGUGACACAGAAUGUUAUGAUGCCACCUUACACGCUGUCACAUAUAUAGACUGUCAGUGUGUUUUUGUUUCUUAGCAUGUGAGCAAUCUGAUGAUAAUUAUACACCUAAAAUGUAUUGUUUCAGGUUCUUGCUUGUGUAAAUAAUAUUGUAAGGACAUCAUUUGUUCCAUAUGUGCAUGGUCUUUGAAACAUUUUUCUAUCUUUUCUUCUCUUCUUUUCUUCUAUCAUCUACGUUUUAUAGUGCAAU